AUGAAAAGAAAUGGAUUUGAAAGACCAUAUCAUGUGCUACAAAUUUUGUCUUGAAUACUGCUGUUUUGCUUUUCAGGAAUUUUUUAUUUUAUAAUGAUCCCUCAGCUUUCUGGGGCAGGAGUAAUAGUAACAUCAGCAUUUUAUACUGUUUUUUUAAUUUCUGCAGUAGUUUCAGCUUAUUUAACUACAAAAUGCGAUCCAACUGAUAAGCUGGUAAAAGUUCAGCUUGAAGGUACUCCUGUAGAACCAUCAGAGUUUAUAUGUACACUAUGCAAAUGUUUUGUAACACUAGGUAGCAAGCACUGCGCGAGAUGCUGCAGGUGCGUUUAUAAGUUUGACCAUCAUUGCAAAUGGGUGAAUAACUGCAUUGGAAAAGAAAAUUAUAAUGAAUUCUUGUGAUUGCUGUUUUCGUGCAUAAUGCUUACAUUGUGCGGGAUGGUAACAGGAAAUUAUAUAUGGAUAAGUUUAGUUGUCAAUGGUCCUACAGAUGAAGCAAAGGACUGGCUUAAGCUGAACUGGGUAUACCCUAGGAUAAUGUCUUACUAAUGAAGCAACACAAAUAAAGUUGACGAACUAACUUGGAAGUUGGCAAAUGCUUUGUAUUAGCUUAUAUUUACUAAUUGGAUCAUUAACCACCAACUCAGUAAGCUAGCAGGCAAUUCUCUACAAGAAGAUCCAUUAUUGUUAAAUUCUAAUCAUCUGUGAAAAAAUUUCUAUCCUUCGAAGAUCCAUAAUUGGUCCUUACUCCCCCCCCCCCCUCCGUGAGCGAACAAAACCAUUAGAAAAAUCGCCAUUUUUUGACCAAAAACCCACCCUCCGUGAGUGAACAAAAAUUUUUUUAAUAGAAAAAAUUUUAAUGGAAAAAAAUUUUGAUAUAUAAGUGAUAAUUAGUAUAAUGAAAUCUAGAGCUAAUUCUGUUUAAUUUUAAACAAAUUGCGUUUUAAAACAUAAAUUUUGCAAAUUAAAUUAAUAUUUGCUUCCAAAUUUUUGCAAAUUAGGAUUUUUUUAAAUUUCGAAAAAAAAUAUUUUUUAUAAAAUUUAUAUAUAAAUUUUUUUUAAAAAAAAAAAAUUAACCCCCCUCCGUGAGCGAACAAAAUUUUUUUGUUCGCUCACGGAGGGGGGGGGGGGAGUUAGGUAUAUCCAAAAACUUUUUAUUAGCAGGUUUAUUAGUAUGCUCAUUAAUAACAACAGCUGUAUUUUUCUUAUUAAGCUACCUUAUGAUGUUUCACAUAUAUUUGAUAUGCAAAGGCCAAACGACCUAUGAGUUUGUGCUGGAGAAACGAAAAAUGAAGAUUGAGCCUAAAAGAGAGGUAACGACGACUUUAGAUACAACGACUGAUUUAUUGAGGACUCUUUCGAAUAAAAUUGUGAUUACGGAGAAUAACUCUUUUGAAAUUAGAGAAGAAAUUAGUGAAAGAAUGCCACGUGCUAGGGCUAGCACUCCUGAAUUUAAUUAUGAGAAUGUUUAA
Blepharisma stoltei is the source of this 1469-nucleotide messenger RNA. NCBI's taxonomy places the organism in Eukaryota, Ciliophora, Heterotrichea, Heterotrichida, Blepharismidae. The record is from the annotation of a GenBank genome assembly.